AUGAAUUUUACAUAUUAAAAUUUUGUUCAUGUACUUUCAAUCUAAACAAAAACAAAAAUAGGAGUCAUUAAAAUACUUAUGAUACUUGAGUUUGUUCAAAAUGUUGCAUUGUGUUUUCCAAAACAUGGGUGGCAGUAACUGAAAUAUAAAGACAAAAUGUUAAGCAGCAUCUAAUAAUUAACUAAUUAUUCACUUUUUAUAGAUAGAAAACAUACUGAAUACUUAUUAGAAGUUUUCAUCAUAUCGCUUUCAUUAAUCUAUUUUAUAAUGCUUAUUAUAUACUUUCAUUUCCCUAAACAACAAAAAAUUUCUUAAUUAAUAAGCAUUACUUUAAAUAUAUUCUAAAAGAUAUUUAGGAUUCCACUAAUAGUAAUUUAUAUUGAUUUUAUGAAUCACUCUUAAUCAGGAUUUGUAGAAAUAAUUAUUACUUUCUUGAUUUUUGCAGUAUUUUUGAUAUUCUUAGCUGCAACUACAUAUUUUUAAAGAGAUAUGGCUAUUAAUUUUAGUAAGUUGUAUUUUCCACUUAAUCGAUAUUAUACACCAUAUUUAUAUGCAAUUUAUAUAUUAGAUUUAAUAAGAAUUUUCAUAUUUGUUGUGAUUGAUACUUAAACUGGAUUUGUCAUAUUUUAUAUGCUAACUAUUAUAACUUAGAUUAUUGCUUAAUAUCAUAAUGUAUAUUAAUAAAAUGAUCCAUAUAAAUUUAAUUAAGGUCUAAUUUCUUGCAAUUUAAUCAUUUCAGUAUUUCUAUUAUUAGGAUUAGGUACUAAAAUAGAUGAAAUUUUAAUUUUUAAUAUAUUACUUUAUAUGAUGACAUUGUUAUUUUAUUUAUCUACAUAAAUUGAUUUAUUUUAAUUUGUUAAAUCAAAUAAUAUACUUCAUAUAAUAGAGAAGAAAAUUAAAUUAAAUUUUAAUCCAUUAUUUUUAAAAUAAGUUACUUAAUACAAAUAGGACUAUGGAUUAUAUCUUAAUUUUAUCAAAUAAAUUAUUGAAAAUGAAAUAAAAGGUAAUCAUUAUUUUUAGAAUGAAAAUAAUGUUUUGAUAUUAUUUGAUUAUUUAACAAAGAAUUAGUAAAGUUACUUUUAAGCUUUAUUUAUUCUCAAUAAAUUUGAGUGCUAAUAAAUGAAAUUAUCCUUUUUUUAUAAGAUUUAUAGUCAAUUAUAUAAAACUUAAAUUUAAUUUGAUAUUAUUCAAGUUAAUAAACCAACUUUAAUGAUAUAAUAAUUAAAUAGAGAUCUUUUAAUAGAAAUAGAAUAUCAAAAGAGAUUUUCUGAUAUUCUUACUAAAUAAAUUGAACUUUUCACUAAUUUAAUAUAGGGUAGCAAAAGCUUUGCUGAAGCAGAAAACAAGAUUAUUUAGGUUUCAUAAUCUAUUUAAAAUACUGAGAGAUGGCUAAUUAAAAAUAAAAUUCUUGAGAAUUACACAAAUAUUAUUUAUAUAAAAAUCUCAAUUAAUUUUAACUCUGUUAUUAUGUAAAAUUAUGGACAAGUAUUUAGAUUAUUAUGUUUAGGCUAUAAAAUUAAAGAAAAUCAUUAAGAAAAUUUUAGAAAGUGAUCAUAAAACAUUAGAAGCCAUUUAGAUAAUGAAAAGUAAAGCCAUAAUGCUUACAGUAAGUAUGAUUAGAUAAAAAGGUUAAAUUUUAAAUGUUAAUAAAUCUAUGUUAUAAUUUUUUGGAUAUAAUACUGAUUUUAAAUUAGAAUUUUUGGAAUAAUUAAUGCCUGAUUCAAUAUCACCAUUACAUAGUUAAUUUAUAGAAAGAUUUCUUUAAAGAAAUUAAUUGAAAACCCAUAAUUUAUAAAAUUCUCUUGAAGUUCUUUAAUAAUAGGAGAAUGAUAAAAUUUAAUGUUUAGAAGUGACUUUUACUGUAAGUAAUAAUAAAUCUGAUUUUAUAUUAAUAUCUUUACUAAAAAAAGUUAAUUAAGAUAAAGGCUAUAUAAUUUUUGAUCCAUCAGGUAAAAUUACAGGUAUGAAUGAUUAUUUAGAGUAAUUUAAUGAAUUACAUUCAUAAAUGAAGCAAUACAAUUAUAUUUAAUAUUUUUCAACAGAAUUAUUUUAUAUCAUUAAUAAUAAUGAAUUCUUAAAUGAAAAAGAAGUUAGCUUCAAUUUAAGGUAGAAUAUUCAUACAAUUGAUAAAUAAUAUAAAAGUUAUAUUUAAUCUUUUAUUAAACUAAAUACUUAUGGUAAUAAUCCUCAUUAAGAUUAUAUAAUUUGUUCAGAUAGAUCAGAGAAGAAUUUUUUAUUAAGUCAUAAGAAUUAUUAUUCUAACAAUGAAACAUAUUAAUUUGACUUUUUAGAGCCACAAUUAUAGGAAAAAUUAAAUUAGAUUAUCAAUUUCAAUAUUGUAAAAUAUUCAAUAUUAUUUUUAGUCAUAAAAUGAUAUGGCAUUGAAAUAUAGAGUAAAGCUAUCAAAAGUUGAAAUAAAAGGCCAAAUAAUUUAGUAUUAAUUAGAGUUGAUUCCAUUAGAAUCAAAAGCAGAAAAUGGAGAAAUUGAAAAAAUUAAUGAUGAAAUUCUAUAAAUAGAAAAUGUGAAAGCUAAAUCAUUAAAUGAUGUUAGUAUAGUUAGUUCAGAAUAAAAAGGAUAAUUUAUCUUACAUGAUAUAUUACUCAAAUAAUCCAGUAGCUAACCAUUUUUUUAGAUUUAUUUUUAUAAAAUAGUAUUAGUGAUUUUAGUUGUAGUAUUUUUAAUAAUACAAGUUAAUUAGUUAGAAAUUGAUUUUAAUACAAAGUUAACAUAUACAGAAUAUAUAUAAUCACCUUAAUUAAUUAAUUAAUUUUAUAAUAGGGCUUUUCAUUAUGGAUUUAAUCAAAUAAUAUAUCAAAAUUUAAACUAAUCAGAAUAUUUAAUAAAUUCAUUUAAUUAAGAGAAAGAAAUGAUUUUAUAAUUACUUCGAUCAGAAUUUGGUAAACUAUAUUAAGAUUUAAUAAAUAUUGAUGAAGACUAAGCAUCACCUUCAUAUAACCUAAUAUUACUUAAAAAUUAGAUAAAUUUUGAAAAUUAUGCAACGUUUUCUUCUGUAAUUAGAGAAAAUACUAUUAGUUUAUUAUCAUAUUAAAAAGAUACAAUAUAAUUUAAUAAAUCAUUAUUGUUUUUCAGAUUAAAUAUAAUAUAAGCAUAUUAAAGUACUAUUUAUCUAAUAGAAAAGUUUACAUCUAUUUUAAAUGAUUACUCUUUAAAUUUUAUGUUAUUUUGGGAAACUGUUUUAAUCAUAUAAAUAAUUUUAUUUAGUGUACCUUUUAUAAUCAAUAUUAAAAAUUGGUAUUAUUUUGAAAAAAGACAUAAAUAUUUGAUAUAAAUUAUUUCAAGAAUUAAUGAAGAUCAAGCAUCUAGAUUAAUAGAGAUUAAAUAAUAAUUAAUAUAGCAUUCAGAAAAUGAAAAAUAACAAAUAAAUAUGAAUUAAUCUUAUUAUACAUGUAAAUCUCCUUUAAGAUUGAUGCAUUCAACAAUAAAUUAAUCUUAUCAAAAUCUUCGAUCUAGAGAUACAUAGUUAUUAUAUGAAAGAAUAUAGAAUAAAUCAAUCAGUAUUGUUCUAAAAUUGGGCAUAGCAUUAUUUUGUUAUAUUGCAUUAGUUGCAUUAGCAUCUUUUGGCUAUUUUUAAAUUAAGACUAGUGAUACUUAAUAUAUGCCAAUAGAAAAUUUAAUUAAGACUUAUGUUAAAUUUUAAGCUCAAUUAGGAUUCUUGUUGUCUUUUGCAUCCAUUUUAAAAGGGCAACAUUUAUUUGAAGAAUCACUUAGUAAAAUAAAUGAUCCUGAAAUUGGAGAUUUUAGAAUUUACUUUGAGGAUGAUGAAGUUCCUAAAUACUUUUAGAAUGUCUCAUAAACAUAUUCAAAAAAAAUAAUAUCUAUAUUUUCAUCAAUAAUAUUAAGUGAUUAAAUAGAUGAAAAUGAUAAAUCACAAUUAUAUGAUCUUUAUAAGGGUGAUUUUUGUGAUUAUUUAAUAGAUAUCUUGCCUUUUUGUAACACAUCUAUAUCUUUUAAUUAAUUUGAAAUGAUUUAUGGUUAAUUUUAUCCUUAUGAGAAUAAUUCAGAAGUUCUAAGAAAAGGUAUAAUUGGAUUUAUUAGUAAUUUGGAUUCAUUAUUUAAAAAUGAUUUCGAGAUAGAAAUAUCUUAAGGUAUUUAUUAAAAUAAUAUAUCUAAUGAAAUCUAUUACUACAAAGAGUUUAAUAAUCUUGUUGUUUAGUAUUUUUUUAAUACUUCAGAAGGAUUUAUAUUAUUUUAUGAUAAGGUAGAUAGUGUAUCAAAAGGUCUUAUAUAAUAAUAGAAAAAUAAUUUAUUAAUUUACUUUUAUUCAUUUGGUUUGACUUUUUUGCUUGUUUAUUUUAUUAUUGCAGUAUUACAAAUCAUUUAAUCACAAAAAAGAUAUAAAAAUUGUGUCUUAGCAUUAGUAACAUUAUCUGAAGAUAUAUUAAAUGACAAAACUAAUCUUAGUCUAUUGAAGAGAUUGAGUAGAUGA
Messenger RNA from Paramecium pentaurelia, 4448 nucleotides. Lineage: Eukaryota; Ciliophora; Oligohymenophorea; Peniculida; Parameciidae. The record is from the annotation of a GenBank genome assembly.